This is a messenger RNA of Prunus armeniaca (apricot), 204 nucleotides long. Lineage: Eukaryota; Viridiplantae; Streptophyta; Magnoliopsida; Rosales; Rosaceae. The record is from the annotation of a GenBank genome assembly.
AUGUUGGUCUUGCAGUCUAUCUGGGUUUCUGGUUGGGGAUCACAAAAGGAACUGGAUGAAACCAAGUUCAAUUUUGCUGGUGCUGAGGGCGGCCACGUGAGUUUCUUAAAUGUCUACAAAGGAUUUCUUCAGUUUGGUAAAUCUUCGCAGUGGUGUCAUAAGAACUUUGUAAACUACCAAGUCAUGGUGUGUAUCAGUAAUUAG